This is a messenger RNA of Salmo salar (Atlantic salmon), 1312 nucleotides long. Its product is annotated as ribosome biogenesis protein NSA2 homolog. Lineage: Eukaryota; Metazoa; Chordata; Actinopteri; Salmoniformes; Salmonidae. The record is from RefSeq and is a predicted model, not a curated record.
CAGUUCUGAACCCUCGCACCAGGUUUCUUUCCGGAAUUUGUUUGAGGACACUCAAAUUACGUACUUCCUCUAAAAUUCUGGCUUCGGGGAAAAUAAACACCAACGACCCAAGCCUUAAGUCAAAACGACGAAAGAAAAACACAUUUGAAACAACCAAUUCCAUAAAAUAAGUAUUGUACCUGAACACGUAACAUUCAAGACACAAAAUGCCCCAGAACGAACACAUUGAGUUACAUCGUAAGCGCCAUGGCCAGCGCCUGGACCAUCAGGAGAGGAAGAGGAAGAAGGAGAGCCGUGAGGCCCAUGAGCGCUCACAUAAAGCCAGGAAGAUGAUUGGUCUGAAGGCCAAACUCUACCACAAACAGAGGCACUCAGAGAAGAUCCAGAUGAAGAAGACCCUCAAAAUGCACGAACAGAGGAAGACCAAGCAGAAGAACGACGACAAGACGCCUGAGGGAGCAGUACCAGCCUACUUGCUGGACAGAGAGGGACAGUCACGCGCCAAGAUCCUCUCAAACAUGAUCAAACAGAAGAGGAAGGAGAAGGCUGGUAAAUGGGAGGUGCCCCUGCCCAAGGUUCGGGCCCAGGGGGAGACGGAGGUGCUCAAAGUAAUCCGUACAGGCAAGAGGCAGAAGAAGGCCUGGAAGAGGAUGGUGACCAAAGUGUGCUUCGUAGGUGACAACUUCACCCGCAAGCCUCCCAAAUAUGAACGCUUCAUCCGACCCAUGGGUCUACGCUUCAAAAAGGCCCACGUGACCCACCCGGAGCUGAAGGCCACAUUCUGUCUUCCCAUCCUGGGUGUGAAGAAGAACCCCUCGUCACCCCUCUACACCACCCUGGGGGUCAUCACCAAGGGAACCGUGGUAGAGGUCAACGUCAGCGAGCUGGGCCUGGUAACGCAGGGGGGAAAGGUCAUCUGGGGUAAAUACGCCCAGGUGACAAAUAACCCAGAAAACGACGGCUGCAUUAAUGCUGUACUGCUGGUGUAAAAUAAAGAACUCUAUGGGACGUUUUUCCGGACACAGAUUAAGCCUAGUACUGGACUAAAGCAUUGAUGGAGACUCUCCAUUGACCUUGUUUAAUAGUCCAGGACUAGGCUUAAUCUGUGUCCGGGCAACCGCUCCUCUAUACAGACUGUGCCUGUAACAUACAGCCAGAGUUGGGGCUGGCAUGGAAUAACGGACAUCUGUGGUUAAACCGUGUGUUGGAGAUGGAGAAAACAUCAGAUGGCAUAUUUUGCAACAAGGUGUCUUGUAACUAAAUUCUGAAACGUGCUCAAAGGAAUGUGACUAAAUAAAACAUUUUAAAUGUU